AUGAUGGAACGAUCUCAAAUCUUGACGGAGAGGCAGCAAUCAGAGUUGAAUAAAGCAAUAAUCCAGUAUUUACAACCAAUAUGUUCACAAGAGAACAACGAGGUCCUUGAUAAACUAACCUCUAUGUUAAAAAUAGAAUCGACAGAGCUCGAUGGCAGUGAUAUUGUGGAUAACUAUUUGGAAAAGAAAUGGUCGACAGUGUUGCGACUACAAAAGAAGAUCAUUGAUCUAGAGAACGAAAUCCAUAAUUUAACUAAUAUUAUUAAUACCACAAAUUCUGAAACAAAUGGUGUGGUUCUAAGUAAAGACAAAAUAAAUUGGAUACCCAAAGGUGCAUCAAAACAGACAUAUCAAUGUGAAAAUGUGGUAGCAACGGUCAGAUUGCAUCCAAAUUUGCCAUUGGUAUUUAAUGGCUGCAAUGAUGGUAAUCUUUAUAUCUGGAAUUUAACUAAUGAUGACAACACGAUCCCUGAGAAAAGGAUAAAAGCACAUACUAGAUCCAUAAACAAAAUGUGUUUUUCUUAUAGAAAGCCUUACUACUUGGCGACAUGUUCGUCGGACUUGACAAUCAAGAUUUGGGAUGAGAAAUUCAACCACAUCCGAACAUUGAACGGCCACGAACAUACUGUAUCAUCAGUGAAAUUCUCGCCUUCUGAUAGCAAUAUCUUGUACUCUGUAUCGAGGGAUAAAAACAUAAGAGUCUGGGAUAUAUCACAGGGAGUUUGUUUGAAAAGUUUUGUGGGGCAUAGUGAAUGGUGUCGAGAUUUGGAUGCUGUAGCACUGGAAACCCAGGGUGAUUUUGUAUUAACAUGUUCCAAUGAUCAGCUGGCCAGAUUGUCACAUAUUAAUAGUGGGGUUGGUGUGGCCAUGUUUGUUGGACAUACUCAUGUUGUGGAAUCUGUGAAAUUUUUACCAAAGAUCCAAGCCAAUGAAUUAAUUGACGAAUAUAUAACAAAAAAUAUUGAUCAAUUCCCAUCCAUACCUUCUGAAUUAUUGAAAGAUCCAAUUUAUGACGAAUUAGGAUUCAAGUAUUGUGUUAGUGCCAGUAGAGAUAACACAAUUAAAUUAUGGCUAAUUCCACCACCGACCCUCAUACCUCAUAGAUCUCCAUUGCCUUCAAAAUAUAACAAUUCCCAAGGCUGGUUAAUUGCAGAAUUUAAAGGGCAUCUGUCUUGGGUUAAAUGCCUACUGGUACAUCCAAAUGGUAAAUUUAUUAUCAGUGGAAGUGAUGACAAAACAAUAAAAUUUUGGGAUCUAUCUGGCUUAAUCGAGACUGGAUCGGUUACUGCUAUUAAAACCAUCUCAGGUCACGAAGGAUUCAUAAAUGAUAUUGAUUUCGCUCGUUUAACUGACCUGGAAUCAAAUACAGAUAAGGAACUAACAUCCGAAGAGUAUUUGAAGGAUGUUGAGAAGAGAAUGAGGUGUCUCUUUAUAAGUGGAAGCGCUGAUAAUUCUAUCAAGUUAUGGAGCUAG
Candida tropicalis MYA-3404 is the source of this 1473-nucleotide messenger RNA. RefSeq lists its product as uncharacterized. The record is from RefSeq and is a predicted model, not a curated record. The transcript has a single exon. The coding region runs from base 1 to 1473 and encodes 490 amino acids. NCBI's taxonomy places the organism in Eukaryota, Fungi, Ascomycota, Pichiomycetes, Serinales, Debaryomycetaceae. Gene Ontology annotation, molecular function: protein binding.